This is a messenger RNA of Hibiscus syriacus, 945 nucleotides long. RefSeq lists its product as uncharacterized. The record is from RefSeq and is a predicted model, not a curated record. The coding region runs from base 70 to 807 and encodes 245 amino acids. Lineage: Eukaryota; Viridiplantae; Streptophyta; Magnoliopsida; Malvales; Malvaceae. The transcript has 7 exons.
UACCAUCAACUAACGGAUAAGACCCGUUUUUCUAUCUCUCAGUGUUAUUCUCUGGCGAAAAAACCACCGAUGUUGCUGUGUCGGAACGGCCCUAACUGGCGGAAACCAUUUCCUUCGCUCCCCUCCGCCGCACCUUGUACUCCCUCCUCCAACUCCACCACCGCCAAACCAAAGCAAUUCUCGGUCAGGUCCACAGCGUCGCCAGCGAAAUGGCGGGAGAGCAGGCGGUCGGUUUCAAUAUCUCUGUUUCUCUCUCACAUCCUCCUUGCACCCAACUAUGCCAUUGCAGGAAGCUUUCUGGAUAAAUACAUGAAAAAGAAAAAGCUGGAUCCGCUUGAGGUUUAUGUGCCUGCUGUUAUAUUGACUCAAUUACAGAUUAAAGACCUAGAGAAAACUUUGGAAGAUGAUGAUAAACCAGAAUAUGCAACUUGCAGAUCCCUACUACGUUCCGGUCCGGCUGCAUCUCUGCGUGUAAACAUCCGAGCUGUGGCACAGUAUGCGUCUGAUGCUGGGAAUGGUGAAAAUGCUUUCAAAGACGUUGAUCAAUGUCUAAGGGCAUUGGAGGAACUAGAUUCCUUGUUUCUACAUGCCUCAAGAAACGAGCCAGAUGCCUCUGUUAAAGCAAUGAAAGCACAGAUUGGUACUGCCCUCAAUGCACUCGACAGCCUGCUUCAAACGGUUCCAACCGAUAUAUUAAAUCAAGGCAAGGAAAUUGCUGAUGCCUUUAGAUCUCCUGAUGAAGAUGACUCCCAGCAGCAGCCUCAGGAAUUAGACCCCGAAAUUAAGCAAUUGGAGUCGAUUCUAUGAUUUGAAUCCAAAAACAGAGAGAUGUGAUACGUAUGUUUGAACAAACAACACCAUAGUAGUAUUUAUUUAUUUAUUUUCAAAGGUGUUUAUGUUCGAAUAUAGAAAUAUUGGUUGUAAUUUAUUACACUGUUGCACAAG